Messenger RNA from Fusarium musae, 549 nucleotides. RefSeq lists its product as uncharacterized. Gene Ontology annotation, cellular component: extracellular region. The coding region runs from base 1 to 549 and encodes 182 amino acids. The record is from RefSeq and is a predicted model, not a curated record. Lineage: Eukaryota; Fungi; Ascomycota; Sordariomycetes; Hypocreales; Nectriaceae. Gene Ontology annotation, molecular function: protein binding. The transcript is spliced from 2 exons. Gene Ontology annotation, biological process: proteolysis.
AUGGUUACCCUUCAUUCUGUUUUUGUGUUCUGUGCAGUCGCUAGCAUUGCAUCUGCGGGACCAUGCAAGCCUGGAAGCUCCAUCUCGCCCUCGCUCUCGCUCUCCGAAACCAGCUCUGCGGCCUUCACCACCGAGACUACAUUGCUUGAGACAACCACUACCGCGCCCUCAACCACUCUGGCUGAAUCUACUUCGACCGACAUCACAGUCGAGACUAGCCUUACAGAGACGAGUACAGAGGCUGCCUCUGACACUACCUCUGCAGCCAUGGUCGAGUCAAGCACCACUACCUUCGUCACGUGUAUCCCGGAUCAAUGUGUUGACACCAUCAAGAUUCAAUGCGAUGUGGUCAUCUAUGGCCUAGUGGAUUAUGUUAGCGCCGACGACGCCCAAGCUUGCGCAGAUCUUUGCAAUGCAGAUGACAAUUGCCAGGCCUUUACAUUCGAUUAUAAGUUCAACAAGUGUUAUAAGACUGGCAGUAUUGAACAGAGAGUUGUUGGGCCUUAUAAUGGUUAUGAUACCGGAAUUAAGGGAACAUGUCAGGUGUAA